AUGCAGUAUACCAACGCUGCACUUUUCUUCCUGGCGGCAUCCAGCUCACUAGUAGCAGCGACUCCAGCAGGGCGAGCUGGCGUUGUCCGGAGGCAGGCCAACGCGGCUGCCAACGACGGAUCAAAGGGAAUCCUAGCCGCUCAAAAAGCCGAAUUGGCUAUCGCUCUGGAGUCCGCCGGAAUAGCUGGCGCAAUAACGACCGGCGCCCAGGCACAAUCGAUCCUUGCCCAGCUCGAAGCCUCCCUGGGCAUCACGCUCGACGCGGCGACGGCAACGGCAACGGGCGGCGCUCAGAGCACAGCCUCCAGCGGACAAGGACAGGGACAGGCACAAGCAACGGGACAGGCAGCCGGUGGUGCCCAGGCCGGUGCGUCGGGCAAGUCGGGGGAAGCCAAGGCAACAAACACCGCGGGGGCCGGGAACUCCCAAGCGGCUGGCGCGGCUGCUGCGCAGCAGACCGGUGCCCAAGGCCAAGGAGCUGGCAACGCGGCGGACAACCAGGCGCAGCAGAAUGCGGACGCGGUGGCUAAGCUAAGCAAGGCCAACGUAGCUGCGCAGGCGUCGCAGAGCGCGGCUAUCGUUGCUGCUCAGCAGGGCUCGCCCGCUGGGCGGCGGUAG
Molecule: messenger RNA, 618 nt
Organism: Diaporthe amygdali
Lineage: Eukaryota; Fungi; Ascomycota; Sordariomycetes; Diaporthales; Diaporthaceae
Exons: 3
Coding region: 1-618 (205 amino acids)
Source: RefSeq, a predicted model, not a curated record